AUGAACGUUCCGCUGGCGAAUGCUGCGGUCGUUCCGGGCUCUGCGGCCCAGUUUGCGGUGAUCGUUCCACAGGGCGCAAGCCCAGGUCAGAUGCUGGAUGUUCGGAGCCCGGAUGGGCAAACGCUGCGGGUUGCAGUGCCCGCCGGCUGCCCACCCGGUAGCCAAUUCAACGUCGCCUACCAGCCUUUGGCUGCAGCAGGGGCACCAGUCGCUGUGGCACAAGCCGUGGUGGCACCGACGCAGCAGGCCAUGGGUGGAGGCAUGGGCGUUCCUAUGCAGCUGCAAUACCUCGCAGGACCGACA
Messenger RNA from Symbiodinium sp. CCMP2592, 303 nucleotides. NCBI's taxonomy places the organism in Eukaryota, Dinophyceae, Suessiales, Symbiodiniaceae. The record is from the annotation of a GenBank genome assembly.